AUGUGUCAAAUUAGAUAUGGGCUCAAGAAUUGGUGGCUAUAUGUCUACAAAAAGGGUGUGGCAAUAAUGUCAUCCAAUGUUAAGAAUGGUACUCAAGAGGAAUAUCCGAAGGACUCGUUCGACAGAUUCGGUGAUGACUUGUGUGGACUCGUGUUGUCUUAUCUGUCACUGAAAGACAGCUUCAGAUAUGAAUGUCUGNCUGAAAGACAGCUUCAGAUAUGA
Molecule: messenger RNA, 222 nt
Organism: Oppiella nova
Lineage: Eukaryota; Metazoa; Arthropoda; Arachnida; Sarcoptiformes; Oppiidae
Source: the annotation of a GenBank genome assembly